AUGAACGUCGGCUCAGUGAGCACACCUCCACUCCGUGGUGAGCAAGGUAGGUACACCUUGUCCGGCAUGCCAAUAUACCGUGACGAUGCAGCAUCUUUGCGAAGUCAUGAUCGUUCAAAGCUUAAUCGGAUAUCUGAUAUAGAGUCUCUUGACAAUCACAGCAUCAGCGUGGGUGAGAGCAUGGUAGCAGCUGGCGCCCCUCGAGAUGGACCUCUGACAGUGCUACCUGCCGCGGCACACACGAAGAUCUCCCCGACCACGAUUGCAACACGUCUAGACUCGGUUGUUGGCGAUUUCAUCCCAGAGCAGGAAUACGGGAUCGUGAACAUGAACGCUGAAAUCUCGGGCGUCCGAUCAUGUCCCACUCGUACAAUCAAUCCGCCAACGGUCAGUGGUCAGAGCGAGAGAGCAAUUGCCAGUACUCGCGAGGGACGUGCUGGCGAGAGGCAGGUGAGAAGGUUCUGGAGCACCAACACGAGGGAGGGAUGCACUAGGGCUAGACCUGAGCACGAAAGGGUUGAGUUCGUGCACUGGAUCGAACAAGCUUGUCUGUGUCGAAGCGAGGACGAAGGAUCGAAUGCUGGACCGAGACCGCGUGCAGUCCGGCUGUCCCAGGUCUGAUGAUUGGACGUGACGGAGGUAGGACUAAACACACGAAACACCUAGCUACUGUAGCAACACUAUUACUUUCUAAGGGGAUUGAGGAAUACUUUAUUGCAAUCACGAGACUCGACAAGAGCCAAAAAAGCGGACCUGCAGUAAUGAUCGUGAAUAGAUUAGACAUGAGUCGUAAAGGCGUUAUACAGGGCCAAAAGGGCGAUUCGCUUCAAAGAACGAUGCAGUAAUGUGCAGGUGGUUGGGAAGUAUGUACACGGGCGGGAGUUUCUCCCUCUUUCAGAAGCCGCCCGCUAAGGUGCUCAGAACUUGACACCGGGUCUCUUUCUCUUUGCCGGAGAAGUCAGACCCGGCAACUCGCCGCUUUCCUUUUGUCCCGCUGUUGUUGCCGAUGGCCUCACCGCUGAUCUGCCCAGGG
Aureobasidium subglaciale EXF-2481 is the source of this 1033-nucleotide messenger RNA. RefSeq lists its product as uncharacterized. The record is from RefSeq and is a predicted model, not a curated record. The transcript has a single exon. The coding region runs from base 67 to 621 and encodes 184 amino acids. NCBI's taxonomy places the organism in Eukaryota, Fungi, Ascomycota, Dothideomycetes, Dothideales, Saccotheciaceae.